AUGACAACAUCUCUAACACGUGGUGUCGAGAAAGUUCUACAGAGUCUUGUAAAGUAUGCUAAGGUACCUACUGUUCAAGAUAUUGAUGCUAAUCAAGUACAAGUUACAGGUGGAUCAUCUCUCCACGUUGUAAAUUUGAAAUAUAAAAGGUGUACAUGUUGCAGGUUUGACUUGGAGAAGUUGCCUUUUGCACACGCGAUUGCGGCUUGUGAAAAGAGGAAAAUAUCUCGAAUAUCGAUGUGUCAUCUCUAUUUUCGUAGGAGUUACUUGUGUGAUUCCUAUGCAACUGCCAUCAUGCCAAGAGAUUUUGCUACACCAGUUCCUUAA
Camelina sativa (false flax) is the source of this 327-nucleotide messenger RNA. RefSeq lists its product as uncharacterized. NCBI's taxonomy places the organism in Eukaryota, Viridiplantae, Streptophyta, Magnoliopsida, Brassicales, Brassicaceae. Gene Ontology annotation, molecular function: zinc ion binding. The record is from RefSeq and is a predicted model, not a curated record.